This is a messenger RNA of Phanerochaete carnosa HHB-10118-sp, 1104 nucleotides long. RefSeq lists its product as uncharacterized. The transcript has 6 exons. Gene Ontology annotation, cellular component: ribosome. The record is from RefSeq and is a predicted model, not a curated record. NCBI's taxonomy places the organism in Eukaryota, Fungi, Basidiomycota, Agaricomycetes, Polyporales, Phanerochaetaceae. Gene Ontology annotation, molecular function: structural constituent of ribosome. Gene Ontology annotation, biological process: translation. The coding region runs from base 81 to 791 and encodes 236 amino acids.
CCACUACUCGCCCAGCCGAUCUUCUAGACUUCUCCGACGUCGCCGCCGUUGACGGAGACAGGCCUGCCAACGACCAAAGCAUGAAGAUCAACAUCGCAAACCCCGCGACUGGGGCCCAAAAGCUCGUCGACUUCGACCAGGAGAGGCAUUACCGUGUCUUCUACGACAAGAAGAUCGCUCAGGAGGUUCCUGCCGACUCUCUUGGCGACGAAUGGAAGGGCUACAUUUUCCGCAUUACAGGUGGCAAUGACAAGCAGGGUUUCCCCAUGAAACAGGGUGUCCUCCUCCCCCACCGUGUCGGUCUUCUCCUCUCGGACGGCCACUCAUGCUACCGGCCCCGCCGUACUGGUGAGCGCAAGCGAAAGUCCGUCCGUGGCUGCAUCGUCGGCCCCGAUAUCGCUGUACUCUCCGUCGUUAUCGUCAAGCAGGGAGAGAACGAGAUCCCCGGACUGACCGACACCGUCCUUCCCAAGCGUCUCGGCCCUAAGCGUGCAACUAAAAUCCGCCGCUUUUUCAACCUCUCGAAGGAGGACGAUGUCAGGAAGUACGUCGUUCGCCGGGAAGUCGUCUCCACUAAGAAGGAAAAUGCCAAGCCAUACACUAAGGCUCCCAAGAUCCAGCGAUUGGUCACCCCCAUCCGUCUCCAGCGCCGUCGUCACCUCCGCUCUCUCAAGCGCCGCCGGAUCGAACGCCAGAAGGAGCAGAAGACCGAGUACGACGCUCUGCUUGCGAAGCGCCUCGCCGAGAGGAAAGAGAAGGUUGCGUCGGUCAAGGCCAAGAAGAGCGCGUAAGCCUUCGAUGUACGCUGUUAUGUGGCGGUUGCUUUGUAUGGCUUAUAGCAUGCUGUUUCCUCUCAUCUACUCGCCGCUUUCGCAAUCACUAUACGCUAACUGUGCACGGCUGUGGUGUGGGCCUUUGCAACGCCUUGCGUCCGGCGACGGGACUCGCCUGGGCGUGUUUUGUACUGCUCAUAGCUGUUCACUUAUGUCGACUCCUGGACGUCUAUAAGGCUCUGCUCGGUUUCCAGUGAGAAUUUCAGCGCUCCAUGUCUGCAUUGUCGUUAUAUGUAACUGUUGUCCAAUGCCAAGAGUUAGUCCAAUCGUC